CGCUAGAUCAACGAGCGCGGCCUUCAAGUUAUGGGUGAUCGGCCUGCAGGUUGGGCUUACGAGACAGUGUUAUGGUGUUUAAUCUAUGCAUUUUAAUAUGUAGUUGCUCAUUGUUUUCCAAGGUUUCUGUUUUAUUGUUAAGUUAUGUAACUUCAACUUGCACAAGACAAAUCUUUUGCUGUGAUCUUCUAUCUAUGUAGGUCAACAGUUGCCAGUGCCCGUCCGGAUACCUCUGUCCAGUAUUCGUGCACAGACAAGGCCUCUCGGAAAUAUUGUCCCUGCCAACGUAAGUGAUAUAUUUUAAGGAAAUGAGGUUCCGUCAACCUUUGUUUUUGUACCGUCUGUAAGGAGCCAGCAUUCUCAGUAGGUAGUUUUUCCGACGUCCCUUAGCUCUCACUUCACAAUCCUUUUAUAGACAAACACUGGGAUUGUUUUGAAGACAUAAGGGGGAUCCUGACUACUAAUUUAUAUGCAGAUCAGUGUCGUCUUUACAUUUGAUGGUCACAUUAAGUGGUACCUAUUAUGUGUUGUCCCAUCUAGCACUAACUAUUCUAUUCAUAGAUUUUUAUACAUACGGAACCGUGUUGCUGACCGUUGGCACUUCCUGGAAAUGGUCCCGGAAAUUCUGUCUCGCGACCACACAUUACCAAAUUUCUUAGUCGAUAACCUAAAGUCCCUCGACCACCCAUGGUUAACCAGGUGUACUUGCUUCCUAAAUCUGGGAUAACUAAUAAUGUCCUUCCAAGUGCUCCGAGUGUGAUGCAAGUUAGGAGUUUGGCGGUUGGACAAACUGUACUCCAACCAAACGGUGUACUUGCUACCACUCCUGUUAUGCCAAGAGUUGUCACAUCUCAGUCGGGUUCCUCAACUAAAUUGGUGGGAUUUUUUAACCAAUUGUUAGAACUAUCAAAGAAUGUCUCAGCUAGCACUCAUAGCUCAGUAGCAACGCUAAUUCAAGCAUUAGUGAAUGGAGAACUUGAUGCCAGUUCGUUCAGUGCACAACUACGUAGCAAUCUUAAAAGUGCCAAUCCUGGUAUGGACCUCGCCCCAUUCAUAAAGGACAACAUAGAUUUACUUAGGAGAGAUCUAGCUAAUGGUGUCUGUCGUCUCCCAAACAUACAACCUCCCCCAAAAGAUAUCUUCACAGGUGUACCCACUGCAGUCCCUGUUUCGAUCGUAACAACAUUACCUACCGUAGGUCUUCAGCCCCGUCCUAAUGCUGGGGUAUCUACAACACUAGUUUCUUCAACAGUGCCCGUUGGCCCUCGCAUUACUCUACCGACGAAUACAACUCCUCGCAUAGUAGGCACACUCAUGUCAUCAGUUUCGUCACCAGUUAUUCCAACUAGUCCUGUUACUGUUCCAACACUCCGAACACAACCCCCACUAUUGGCUCCUGCUCCUCCCCGGACAUGUAUUACGUCUGUCGUAAACUUUGAUGCAGCUUCAGGUUCUAACACCGGUACGAAAUAUCGUUUGGCUCAAUCUUUUAGUGGUGUUUCAUCUUCAACGUCUGUCGUAUCUAAUGCAACCGCCGCAACAGUGGUUUCGACACGUUUCACAUCGACUAUUAACGGUACGCGUCCGAACUACCAAAAUUUGCGACCAAUUAUUGCUUCGUCCACUUCCACAGCAUUGGGUAUCAACUUAGCGUCGAUAAAAUCAGUUGCUGGUGUUUCUGCAUCCGUACCCCCUGUAAUUCGUGCUAAAUCUGGAUAUGCUAACACUUAUUCUCCUGGAAUUCUACCCGCUGUUCACAACAAAAUAGGCUCCAAUGUCCUAUCCUUGAAUGGAUCUACGGUAUUAAUAGAAGGUGUGGACCGAAAACAGAAUGACCUCUCGUUUUUGAGCGACGAUAUUCGUCACCCCGCUAUGUCACCUACACGUGACAACCCAUUUUUCCCAUCAGAAAAAGUUAAGGAAAUAUUAGAAACUCAUGGCAUAAAAACACUAACAGAAGAAUCUAUCGCGUGUCUCGCACACGGUUUGCAAAUAUUCAUCAAAAAUAUUUUAUCAAAGUUGAGGAUUGUAGUAUCACAUCGACUCGAUCGUUUAGGAGAGGAUUCUCGUUUGGUUCAAACAGAUCACACGCGUGAACAGUUGAGGUUUCUUCAGAAGUUGGAUGAGCAUGACCGAAUGAGGCAAUCGGAGUUAGAAAAGGAUCUAAUUUUGAAGGCUGCAAAAUCGCGUUCUCGAAAUGAAGAUCCUCAUCAAAUGCAGAUGAGGGAAAUGGCUCGACGGAUAGCGUCUGAAGAUUAUGAACGUGAAAAGCAACAUCAAGCCAAUCUUACAGCUCUUCACGCUAUCGGCCCACAACGCAAGCGUCGUCUAGAUACUUUAGAUGAAAUGGGCAACUCCAUUUCAACAGAUAUUUUGGGAGCCUCUCUUCCAACAAGAGAUGGUGUGACAAAUUUGGUGAGUGCCCUACCUGCUGCUACUGCUAAUCGCCUUUCUAUUGUCAGUGCCAGUCGACUAGGUUUGGUAACAUCAGGACCAAAUCUAACGCAACUCAAUUUAGAAGCUUUGCCGGCAAAUUCAAACUCAUUGGUCUCCGGUGUCGGUGGGACUGGUGAUAACAUGCCAAAUACAUCUGGAUUUUCAUUAGCACUCAGUCUCAGGGCACAUCGAGCAACUCUCAGAGAUAUGCAGGUCAUACUUUCUCGUACACCGAGGCUUCGUCGUACACGUACUUACUAUAGGACGUAUUGGCGCUCUCAGCCUUAAGAGUCUUUUCUUUGUUUCUUAUUUUUAUUUUUGCAUAGACUUGAUUUCUGAUUGUAAUAUGAUUUAAUUAUUAGUUGGCUAAUUUUCCUAAAACGUUCCCAACCUAACUUGUAUCAUAAAAUCUUUGUACAUUAUGACUUUUCGCAGUAGCCUACUUCGCUAGGCAUCUGGGGUUCUAUGUAUAUAUAUUUACACACACACCGUAAUAUUGUAUGAAAUGUGAUGUUAGUUCCAGAUUCUUUUUCUCUACUAAAUGUGAGAUUUCUUGUAUUUUUUCAUAACGCAUGUAUAUUUACCAAUUCCACGUAUACUUCGUUCGCUGUACAUAAUUUUCGACUAUCCUAUUCAGAAAAUAAUAAACCUGUUAUUUCUUUAGUA
Schistosoma curassoni is the source of this 3102-nucleotide messenger RNA. The record is from the annotation of a GenBank genome assembly. Lineage: Eukaryota; Metazoa; Platyhelminthes; Trematoda; Strigeidida; Schistosomatidae.